This is a messenger RNA of Orycteropus afer afer, 1084 nucleotides long. RefSeq names its product potassium channel tetramerization domain containing 21 (gene KCTD21). Gene Ontology annotation, biological process: ubiquitin-dependent protein catabolic process; protein homooligomerization. Lineage: Eukaryota; Metazoa; Chordata; Mammalia; Tubulidentata; Orycteropodidae. Gene Ontology annotation, molecular function: cullin family protein binding; histone deacetylase binding. The record is from RefSeq and is a predicted model, not a curated record.
CGCCCGCGGAGGGGAGGCUGCAGAGCGAGGGCCGGAGGACUACUUCCCAGGACCCAGCCUCCUGCCAUGUCUGAUCCCAUCACACUGAACGUUGGGGGCAAGCUCUACACGACCUCUCUGGCAACCCUGACCAGCUUCCCUGACUCCAUGUUGGGCGCCAUGUUCAGCGGGAAGAUGCCCACUAAGAGGGACAGCCAGGGGAACUGCUUCAUUGACCGAGAUGGCAAAGUAUUCCGCUACAUCCUCAACUUCCUGCGCACCUCCCACCUGGACUUGCCAGAGGAUUUCCAGGAGAUGGGUCUCCUCCGCAGGGAGGCGGACUUCUACCAGGUGCAGCCCCUGAUUGAGGCUUUGCAGGAGAAGGAAGUGGAGCUCUCCAAGGCAGAGAAGAAUGCUAUGCUCAACAUCACGCUGAACCAACGUGUGCAGACGGUCCACUUCACUGUGCGUGAGGCACCACAGAUCUACAGCCUCUCCUCCUCCAGCAUGGAGGUCUUCAACGCCAACAUCUUCAGCACCUCUUGCCUCUUCCUCAAGCUCCUUGGCUCCAAGCUCUUUUACUGUUCCAAUGGCAAUCUCUCCUCUAUCACCAGCCACUUGCAGGACCCCAACCACCUGACUCUGGACUGGGUGGCCAAUGUGGAGGGCCUUCCAGAAGAGGAGUAUACCAAGCAGAACCUCAAGAGGCUGUGGGUGGUACCUGCCAACAAGCAGAUCAACAGCUUCCAGGUCUUUGUUGAGGAGGUGCUGAAAAUUGCUCUGAGUGAUGGCUUCUGCAUUGAUUCUUCUCACCCACAUGCUCUGGAUUUUAUGAACAAUAAGAUUAUUCGAUUAAUACGGUACAGGUAAAAAGGACCCUAGCAGCAUUGGAAGGGUGGAAUCACAAGAAGUUCCAUGUCUUCCAAGAUCUCAGAAAAAGUCCCACCAGUGGUGUGAGGCAGGAUUCUAUACUAAUAUGUAUUAAUCACAUACAGGACUUGAUUUCCCUCAUGAUGUAGUCCACCUUUUGGAAUCCAUGUGUCCUCUGAGCAGAAAAACCUUUUUCUUGCUGUUUUAAGCUGGAGAUGGGCAAUUUGUUAUGACA